ACACAACAAAGCUCUGGCCCCUAUGAAGCCUGCCAGUGCUGAACGCCUCAGAUCUCAAGCAAGAUAUUAUUUUAGUCAUGGAAUUGACCAAAAUGUCAGACAUGACAAAGCUCCACCAAGCUGUGGCUGCAGGCGAUUACAGUUUAGUGAAGAAGAUUUUGAAGAAAGGUCUCUGUGACCCAAACUACAAGGAUGUGGACUGGAAUGACCGAACUCCACUUCACUGGGCUGCAAUCAAAGGGCAUGUGGAGGUGAUGCAGCUCCUUCUCGAAUACGGAGCCAGGCCCUGCCUGGUAACUGAUGUGGGCUGGACCCCAGCUCAUUUCGCAGCUGAGUCAGGCCAUGUGAAUGUGCUCAGAAUUCUCCAUGCGUUGCACGCCGCCAUCGACGCCCCCGACUUCUUUGGAGACACGCCAAGGAGGAUUGCACAGAUCUACGGGCAGACCGCCUGUGUGGCGUUUCUGGAGAAGGCUGAGCCUGAGUGCCGGGACCACCGUUGCACUGCCAGGCAGAAGGGGCUACCUCUGGACGAGAGGGAUGAAGACUGGGAUGCCAAGAAAAGGGCGCUGGAGCUGUCUCUUCCCUCCUCGAAUCAAAACACUAAUAAGAAAAAGAUUAAAAAAAUUCGAGGCCCUGCCAGGCUGAGCAAUCCCAAGGAGAGGAGAGUGUGAGGACAGUGUUGACGGUUCUGGCACUCAUGUUUUCUGUAGAGUAACCUUCCCUGGCACCAGACUAGGAGUGGUUAGAUCUGUGCUGUUUUUACCUGAUUCUAGAGACCACUCUGUAAGACCUUUCUGAAGACCGGCCUUCUACCGAUGUCCCCUGACCUGUCAUUCAAUCCAAAACCUUGCUGGGUGUUCCCUACAGGAGCUGCUGCCUCCUGAUCCUGCUAUCUACACAUAUUGCCAGAAAGAGACAAAGGGACAAGCAUUAGCUGCUUGCAUUUGGCCACCAGUCCUUUGCACUGUCAGCAUCCCUUGACCCCUUAUAUGUGAUUAUAGAAUUACAGGGGGCAAAAAAGGAGCUCUCCCUAAGGAAAUUUGAUUGUCUCAAUAAAAAAAAGUAGCAAUAAAAUGUCAGAAAUAUCCAACCUACUCAGUUGAAUCAGUCUCUGGGAGAAAAAUGUAUUUGUUCUUGUUCUUAUGUAAACCAACCAAAGAGGUUGGCUCCCAGUUUUCAGCUAUUUCUUUUUCCUUUGUAGAGUAGAGUCUCACAAUCUCAGCUUGGUCAUUUUUACCAGUGUUCACUACCUAAGAAAAACAGUCUGGGUUAGCAAUAACUGGAAAGCCUGAAAAGAAUUAAUUUCAUCCCAUAUAAGAAAUGAGAUGUAGCAUAAAGAGUGAACCAUGGGAUUACCCCUCUAUCUGUGCGUUGCUGGGAGCCGCAUUGGCCUCUCUGGAUGACAUAGUCAUGGUGAGGAAAUGGCAGACAUUUGCACAGCUCCUGCCAUGAGAAGCGAAACUGGUAUCUCCUUCUGCUACUACUGCUCAUGUUGAAAAUAAGCCUAUUGUCAUUAAUUAGGGCUCACAGUGUUCCAAAUCAGACUGAUGUUCCCCACACAGUUACCCCAUAAGAAAGAGCAUAUUCUUGCCCCUACAUAAGAGAUUUUAGAUCAAAGCACUGUAGAUGUUUGCCAAAAGGUUCUUCUAAUGAGCCUUCCAGAUCUGAGACAUAAGUUAUAAGGGAGGUUAAGAACACAAGAGUUACAAUUAACUCUGGCCCGGAGAAGAAGAGCCUCACUUAGAGAUAAGAAACAGACAAG
Molecule: messenger RNA, 1762 nt
Organism: Suricata suricatta (meerkat)
Lineage: Eukaryota; Metazoa; Chordata; Mammalia; Carnivora; Herpestidae
Gene: ANKRD66
Product: ankyrin repeat domain 66
Exons: 4
Coding region: 78-671 (197 amino acids)
Molecular function (GO): protein binding
Source: RefSeq, a predicted model, not a curated record